Molecule: messenger RNA, 3593 nt
Organism: Nicotiana attenuata
Lineage: Eukaryota; Viridiplantae; Streptophyta; Magnoliopsida; Solanales; Solanaceae
Product: G-type lectin S-receptor-like serine/threonine-protein kinase At4g27290
Exons: 7
Coding region: 234-2729 (831 amino acids)
Biological process (GO): protein phosphorylation; recognition of pollen
Molecular function (GO): ATP binding; protein serine/threonine kinase activity
Source: RefSeq, a predicted model, not a curated record
ACAAUUUAAAAAUGAAGAAAGUAAAGUGUGAAGAUGCAAGCAUCAUUUGACGACUAAACGUCUGCGACUACUUAAAGACUUUUCCUCUGAUGGCCAAUUUGGCAACUCGACGACCAAACCUGCAGUUAAUAAUUUAACAAGUUUUUAUUCUGCUCCAAAAAUGGAAAAUUUCCAAAUUUGGAUGUUACAACAGAAACAAAAUAUAGCAGCAGCAUUUAUUUAGCUUUCAAAGAAUGAAGGCAACAUCAAACGAAGGUUUUAAACUCUUCUUCCUCCUCUGUUUAUUUUCUAUUUAUCAAAUUUUAGGUGCUACAGAUACUAUAACAACAACUCAAUUUCUCAAAGAUGGGGAACUCAAUAUUAGUUCAUCUGGUGGAAGUUUCGAAAUGGGGUUCUUCAGUCCAGGUAAUUCUAAGUUUCGGUAUUUUGGUAUUUGGUAUAAGAAUAUUUCUGUUACUACAGUUGUGUGGGUUGCCAAUAGAGAAGCUCCUUUAAGUAAUACAUCAGGUACAGUAAAAGUUAUUAAGCCAGGAGUAAUUGUAAUAGUUAAUGAGACUAACCACAUCGUAUGGUCAACUAAUACCUCAAGAUCUGUGCAAAAUCCUAUUGCAAAGUUGCUUAAUUCUGGAAAUCUUGUUGUUAAAGAAGCUGAUGUUGAUGAUGAUAAAGUUGGAAGUUUUCUUUGGCAGAGUUUUGAUUAUCCUACUGAUACCCUUUUACCUGGUAUGAAAAUUGGGUUUAAUUUUGUAACUGGUAAAGAAAUAUACUUGUCAUCUUGGAAAAAUGAGGAGGAUCCUGCUCCGGGUGAUUAUACAUAUCAUUGUGAUCCUUCUGGUUAUCCACAAAAUAUUUUGAAGAAAGGGUCAAAUGUUAUUUACAAGUCUGGACCAUGGAAUGGAUUAAGGUUUAGUGGGGCAACAAACUCAAGAGAAAGUCAAUUUUAUACAUUUGGUGUGUUUUCAACUAAGAAAGAGGUGUAUUUUAGUUAUCAGCUUUUAGCUUCAGUUGUUACAAGGUUUACAUUGAAUCAGAAUGGUGCAGUGCAACGUUGGACUUGGGGCGAUAGGAAUAAAUGUUGGGCACUUUACCUUUCACUACCAACAGAUAAUUGUGAUACUUAUAGGUUAUGUGGUGGAUAUGGUAGUUGUAACAGUCUGAAUUCUCCGGUGUGUGGAUGUUUAGAUAAGUUUAUGCCUAAAAUUCCUGAAGAUUGGAAGAAAGCGGAUUGGUCAAGUGGGUGUGUUAGGAGUACUGAACUGAAUUGCCUCAAGGGAGAUGUGUUUUUGAAGUAUUCGAAACUCAAGUUACCAGACACACUGAAUUCGUGGUUCAAUGCGAGUAUGAACCUUGAGGAGUGUAAGAAUAUUUGCUUGAAGAACUGCUCUUGUAUGGCUUACUCGAAUCUUGACAUACGCAAUGGAGGAAGUGGCUGCUUACUUUGGUUUGAAGAUCUGCUUGACAUUCGACAGCUAGCCAACGAAGGGCAAGAUAUCUACAUUAGAAUGGCUGCUUCUGAAUUAGCUAAUCAGGAUAAAUCAAAUGGACACAAAGGAAAACUUCUUGCCUGGAUUGUCCCAUUAUCAGCUGGUACGGUUCUGAUAUUCCUAAGCCUAGUGUUCUUCCUCAGAAGAAGGAAGCGAGCUUCAGAGAAAAAGAAAGGAUUUUGGGGGUGCAAUGGCAAUUACAAGAUGGAUUACCACAAUGGAAACCGCAGUGAAGAAUUUGAGUUACCACUGUUUGACUUAUCUACGAUAGCUAAAUCUACGAACAACUUUUCAGAGGAGAGCAAAAUAGGAGAGGGUGGCUAUGGACCUGUUUACAAGGGCAUGCUUGAACAAGGACAGGAAAUAGCUGUGAAGCGGCUAUCUAAGACUUCCACACAAGGACAAGACGAGUUCAAGAAUGAAGUGAUGUAUAUAGUGAAACUUCAGCAUAGAAAUCUGGUGAAGAUUCUUGGAUGCUGCAUUGAAGGAGAAGAAAAAAUGUUGAUCUAUGAGUACAUGCCAAAUGGAAGUCUUGAUUCAUUUAUAUUCGAUGACACAGGAAGCAGGGUGUUAGACUGGCCUAAGCGCUUUCACAUCAUCAACGGGAUAGCUCGGGGGCUUAUGUAUCUGCAUCAAGAUUCUCAGUUGAGGAUCAUUCACAGGGACCUGAAAGCUAACAAUAUUUUACUAGACAAUGACAUGAAUCCAAAGAUAUCAGACUUUGGCAUAGCAAAAAGUUGUGAAGACGAUAAGUUUGGAGCCAAGACACACCGAGUAGUUGGAACAUAUGGCUACCUCUCACCGGAGUAUGCUGUGCAUGGGGUCUACUCAGUAAAGUCAGAUGUAUUUAGCUAUGGUGUCUUAGUGCUGGAAAUUGUGAGUGGGAAAGGGAACAGAAGAUUCUCUCAUCCGGACCAUAACCUUAACCUCCUUGGACACGCUUGGAAACUCUAUAAAGAAGGUAGAUCAAUGGAAUUACUGGGGGAUUUCCCAAUUGAUGUUCGUUCUACACCUGAAGUAAUACGAUCAAUCCAUGUUGGUCUAUUAUGCGUACAACACUGUCCAGAAGAUCGUCCAAGUAUGUCUUCUGUGUUGAUGAUGUUAAACAAUGAAGGUGAACUGCCACCGCCUAAACAGCCAGGUUUCUACGUAGAAGCAAAUGCACCAGAUAAUGAAUUCUCAUCUAGUCAAUAUACACACAGUACAGGAAAUGAGAUCACCAUAACAGUAUUAGAUGCCAGAUAGAAAAUACCAGUUAAUUCUUCGACGCAACUAGCAAUUCUUUACACCCUUAUUCUUUUGUUCUUUUUAGCAAUGUGGGUAACCUUGCAUAGUGAAAGUGCUCAAGAAGAGUGAGUCAUCUUCUUAUAAUUCAGGUGCUAAAACUGCCAAAUGUGUCUUCCAGUUGCAAAAUGUGUUAUACAGUGCUUCUAUCUCCUGCGCAUUCUGUCAUUCGGUGGAAGAAAAAGAACCUUACCUUGAAAUGACUGAAAUUGGUUCCUAGUCCACUGGCCAUGAGCGAAGUAGAAUUGAUGGGAGAUCGAAAUUUGACUAGUGCAGAAGGAAGCUGGAAGUUAAAAGACCUUUAAGAACUUUGUGUAAAAUUUUGUAAAAAAAAAAAGAACCAGUGAAACUUUGAACCAAGAAUUUCAGAUACUGCAAAGCUAGGGCAAAAUAUCCCUUCAAGAACUUCCAGUAAUUCUCGAGUUGCUAAGGCUAGAGGCGGAGCAGGAUUUCAAUCUUAGGGGUUCGGGAUUCUAAUAAUUUGAAGUUACUGGGUUCUAGAUUAGUAAUUUAUACAUAUUCAAUAAAAAAUUUAAGACAAAUACAGGGUUCGAACCAAAGCUAAUGGGUUUGGUCGAACCUGCUCCCGGCACUCUAGCUCUGCCCCUGCCCAAGGCAUGUCUAGGUUCAAAUGUUAAAAGACGUCGGAGUACAGAUCAUGUCACUUCUUUUUGUAAUAAUAGAUUUUCUUAGUUUAAGUUAAAUGUAAUCCUCAGUAAUAUGAAUUUAGCUCUUCAUUUAGUCGUUGAAUAUGGAUGCAAUGUGUCAUUAACCAGUCUUUCGGACAUAAUUCUUGCUGAAACAAGCAUGUUUUUAACCAGAUCA